Leptomonas pyrrhocoris is the source of this 1319-nucleotide messenger RNA. RefSeq lists its product as hypothetical. The record is from RefSeq and is a predicted model, not a curated record. Bases 372 to 1319 code for a protein of 315 amino acids. NCBI's taxonomy places the organism in Eukaryota, Euglenozoa, Kinetoplastea, Trypanosomatida, Trypanosomatidae. The transcript has a single exon.
AGCAGCACAGCCAACACCCCUCCAUCCACGCACACACGCACACACAACGCUGAACAGCACAUCUGCAGCGUCUGCACAUCAUAACAGGCGGCAGCAUUUUCAGCGGAAAGCGUAGUGAAAGAAGAGAAGGUCACCGCUAGGUCUCCCCUCAUCUUGCGGUAGCAUAACGCAUCCACAUCGAAAACAUCGGCCAGUAGAAAGUGCACCUUCAGCAUCCGGCGUACCACCGUGUGCUUUGAACGACCGCGUCUCCAUCUUCCCCUUUAGCGUAUUGCUCGUCAAAGCAGCAGCAUCAACAACACAGUAGUAAAUUUCUUCCUUUCUUUAUUUUCCUCUCCUUUUUUUUAGCUGCUUCCAUCUCCGUUAGAAUCAUGGCAGACCUCAUCACCUCCGCGGCGGAGAGCGCCUCGAAGAGCCUGCGCCGUACCUACCGCCGACACCGCAGGGCCUGCCUGAUCGCCGCCAGUGCACUCGGCACGUACGCCACCGUGAAGACGGCGUGGUUAGUGUACGGUGUGUGGGCGACGGCGAGCACAAACAGGAUGUUCCGCAGCCUCGAGGUGGGCAUGGUGCACCUCUUCAUGCACCCUCGCUGGUCGCACGGGCCGAACCUCUUUCCCCACUGCGUGAAGGUGGAGUGCUUCCUGCGCUUGGCGAAGAUCCCGUACGUGGCGCACUUCACGAACGAGGUCAGCAUGUCGCCCAACGGCCGACUGCCCUUCAUCGUGCACAACGGCACCGUCUUGGCGGAUGGUGAGUUCAUCAUCCAGUACCUGACCGAGACCCUCGGCGUGCAGAUGAACAGCGGCCUCACCGCGCAGGACCACGCCCGCGGGCUGAUGGUGCGCCGCAUGGUGGAAACCUCCAUCAACUACGGACUGAACCGCACCACCUUCGUCGACUACCCGCGCUACAUGGCGGACAUGUUCUCGAAGGAGUACGCGCUGGAGCCGAUCAUGUCCAGCAUUCUCGUGCGAGGGAUGCGAAAUGCCACAAUUCGCGUGUUAAACGCCGUCGGCUACGGCACGCUGUCGCAGGGGCAGUACGAGGAGGAGUUCAUGCGCGAUGUGCAGUCGUUGGAGACGUUCCUGCAGGACAAGGAGUAUCUCUUCGGGUCGUCCCCGACGUCCUACGACUGCUCCGUCUACGCCUGGCUGCAGGUGGCACUGGAGUUUGGGCCGAACGGGAACGGGCUGACGUACCUCUAUAACAGCGCCCCGCUGCGCAGCUACGUGGAGCGCAUUUCCAAGCUAGCCUUCCCUGACUUCAGUGAACUGCGAACCGCAAAGGCGACGCAGCGCUACAUCACGGCCGCUUAA